This is a messenger RNA of Trichosporon asahii var. asahii CBS 2479, 1971 nucleotides long. RefSeq lists its product as uncharacterized. The record is from RefSeq and is a predicted model, not a curated record. The transcript has 2 exons. Lineage: Eukaryota; Fungi; Basidiomycota; Tremellomycetes; Trichosporonales; Trichosporonaceae. Gene Ontology annotation, biological process: DNA-templated transcription. Gene Ontology annotation, molecular function: zinc ion binding; DNA binding. Bases 1 to 1971 code for a protein of 656 amino acids.
AUGUGUCCCGGAGAGUCUCUCGCCGUCAAGGAUCUCUUCGUCGAGCGCGAGAAGCUUCUUGAGCGGAUCAAGGAGCUGGAAGAGAAGGUCAAGACGGGAUCGACGACCUCAACAACGCCGCAAGGCCCGCAGCCGGUUCAGCCGUCCCCGAUCCCAGCAUCCGUGAAGGACAGCACAUCAGCGGACUCCCCAGUUGCAAACUCGGGUACUCUUGUUGUCGCGAAUGGCCAGUCUCGAUAUCUAGGUGGAUCAGCCAUGCCGCUCUGGCUGUCGCAAGAGGACGCCCUCGACACUCGGCCGCCUUCGCCAUCAACAUCCCCGGCACAUGCAUCGUCAUCCUCCCUCUUUGGACCAGCCUCAGCUCUCACCUACGCCCAAGCAUUCGCUCAGCUUCCGCCAAGAGAAGAGGGAUGGCUGCUUGCGGAAUCGAACUACCGGCAUCUCGCGUGGGGCGGAAGCGCUCUCAGCCGGGAAGAUUUCGCCGAGCUCUACGAGUCACUACAGAACACGGAGGACACGCACCUCUCUUUCCAGAAAUUGGCUGCUGUGUUCAUCGUGCUGGCUCUCGGCACGCUGGUGUCGCUGGAACUGCCGCUUGAUGACCCUACCGGACGACACUACUUCGACAUGGCACGACAGUGUCUCGUGAAUGGGCGAUUCCUGACGCACACGACGCUGAUCGGUGUCGAGACCGUCUCCAUGAUGGCGCGCUAUUGCUGUUACGCCGCGAUGCGCCGCGGAUGGGACUUGGCAUGGCAGCUUCGUGGUCUGGCGAUGCGCCUCAUCAUCUCGAUGGGCCUGCAUCGAGACGGCCGCACGUGGAAGUUGUCGCCACACGACCUCAACGACCGGCGGCAAGUAUUCUGGGACGCUUACAGUCAGGACAUCUUCCUGUCGCGAUGCUGGGACCGACCACCGACUGGUAUCGCCGCGGAUCAGUACGACACCCAAUUUCCAGACACCUGCAGCCCGUACGAACUGUACCGAUACAAGCUGGCUGUGCUGGUGAAGCAGGCGCUGGAUGAGAGCCUGCGCAUCACCCCUUCGCCGUACUCGCGCAUCGUAGAGAUCUGGCAGGCCCUCGUCAAGGCGGAGGCGGAUGUUCCGUUCGAACUGCGAUGCCGCGCGACAACCCGUGCCAUGGUGUCACGUUACACCACGACGGCUGCCGCGGACGAAGCAACCCCUGAGCCAAGCCGACGGGACGUCCGCCUUGCAUUCCAGCAACAUGCGCUCACGCUUGACUACUGUGCUGGUGUCUUCCUUCUCCUCCGACCCUACUUCGUGCAUGCUCUCUACUCGCACCCAGAGGACCCGACGCAGUCCCCGUACGGUGACGCUUACCUUGCCGUGAUCGAGCGUAGCUCCAUGAUGAUUGCGAUGCUGCGCAGCAUCCACGGCCUGUACCCGCUGCUGUCAACGAGACACUGGCAGUUCUGGUCACACGCUUUCAGUGGAGCCGUAUGCAUGGCGACAGUGUGCAUCCUCUCGCCAGGCAGUGCGCUAGUGACGCUCGCGAUGACUGAGCUGGAGAGUGUGAUUGCGCUUCUGCACAGCAUCCUCGCAUCUCUGCCCCGACCAGAGCUCAGGAAAAACCUCGCUUGGCUGCUGCAGCUGCGCGAGCGCGCGCAGGCCAAGAUCAGCGCUGCUGCUGCGCCGGCGCCUUCCCCGCAGCCCGCCGAAGAUGCGUUUGAGCAUCUGUCGCUUGUCGGAUGGCGAACACGCCUCAUCCAGCUCGGCGAGGGCAGGCCCCGUGAGCCGGUUCCCAGCAUGCCGGCUGCCAGCCUCCCAGAGCCAGCCGACUGGUACGACAAUACACUCCUCACCAGCCGUCUCCCGGAUGCAACGGGCCUUAGUCCAGACUUUCAACUGCUCGGCGCCCCGGUCGGGCAACCGUUCCCGAUCGAGGACUGGAGUGCAGACCACGAUAAUAAGGAUGCGGCGCUCGAGAUGCUGGGUCUCUGGCAGUAA